AUGUCAUAUACUCGACGCUUGUGGAAGCCCCUCGUGGCUACUACAGCUGGUGGCAUCGUUGGCCUCGGCUCCUUUUUUGUGUUCACGCGUCACGCCAUUUUGGUCCCCAUCGAGCCAACAGACCGCAUUAAUCAAGUCGUGCAAAAUGGCAAUUUCAAUCCCCAUCGUAAUCCCGUCGUGGAAGACAAGUUCGUGCGCAGAAUCCCACUCGAUCAGAUCAACCCACGUCUGCUAGAAAACCCACAGAAAUUGAAUGAGAGCUUCUACGCUGGGGUUUGGAGUGGCCCAGGUAUGAGCGCCCCAUUUUCCAUAUGCCGAUCCCUGUUGCCGGAUGAGCGCGGUCUGACAAUUGCAGGUUUCUCCAUUCAAAGAACUCUCUCUCGAAUCGUUUCAUCUGAUGACCCAAGUACACCCAAAUUAUGGUCGCGCGACGAGUUGGCAGCUUCUACAUACGAGCAAGGAACUUGGAUCACCAGCUCACUUGAGGUGUAUGAGAAGACACCAGAAGCCAUCGUUAUACGUGGGGGCGAUACCGAGAUAAAGGAUGGGCUGAAGGGUCUAGAUGCUUUCAUGGAGCUCUCAAGUGCAAUUAAGAAGGAGGAAGGAGUUGUGGAAUUCGGGCUGAGAUCGAUUUUCUUCACUGGAACAGAUGCAACAGGCACACCAGCUUUGCCUGGAUUCGCCGUGUGGCUUCACCUCCAGUAUGCGAAGCUGCUUUUGGUGACAGGCACAGCCCAUUUUGGUCGCCAAUAG
Molecule: messenger RNA, 753 nt
Organism: Penicillium malachiteum
Lineage: Eukaryota; Fungi; Ascomycota; Eurotiomycetes; Eurotiales; Aspergillaceae
Exons: 1
Coding region: 1-753 (250 amino acids)
Source: RefSeq, a predicted model, not a curated record